Messenger RNA from Purpureocillium lilacinum, 825 nucleotides. Its product is annotated as Rho GTPase. NCBI's taxonomy places the organism in Eukaryota, Fungi, Ascomycota, Sordariomycetes, Hypocreales, Ophiocordycipitaceae. Gene Ontology annotation, cellular component: cytosol. Gene Ontology annotation, molecular function: GTP binding; protein kinase binding; GTPase activity. Gene Ontology annotation, biological process: small GTPase-mediated signal transduction. The record is from RefSeq and is a predicted model, not a curated record.
AUGGCGUCGUAUCAACAACACAACAACUCAUACUACACACCCGCGGCAUAUGACCAGCCGCCGCGUCGCGACCAGCGCACACGCUCCAGCGAGGGCACCGUCAGCACAACCAUGAGCUCCUCGUCCGGCCGCGAGUCUGCCGGCACGCACAUCACCGAGGCACCCACCUAUUCCAAGAAGAUUGUUGUCGUCGGCGACGGCGGCUGCGGCAAGACAUGUCUUCUCAUCAGCUACAGCCAGGGCUACUUCCCUGAGAAAUACGUCCCAACUGUCUUCGAGAACUACAUCACCUUCCCGACGCACCCACCCACGGGAAAGACGGUCGAGCUCGCCCUGUGGGAUACUGCCGGCCAGGAAGAGUACGACAGGCUUCGGCCGCUGUCUUACCCGGAGACGGAUCUCAUCUUUGUCUGCUUCGCCAUCGACUGCCCCAACUCUCUUGACAAUGUCCUCGACAAGUGGUACCCUGAAGUGCUUCAUUUCUGCCCCUACACGCCCCUCGUCCUUGUUGGCCUCAAGUCGGACCUGCGACACAAAAAGACGUGCAUCGACAUGCUCAAGACCCAGGGCCUCACGCCCGUCACCACGGAGCAGGGCUUGACGGUCGCCAAGAAGAUGGGUGCCCAGUACAUGGAGUGCAGCAGCAAGGAGAUGCGCGGCGUCGACGAGAUCUUUGAGCGCGCCAUCCUCACCGUCGUAGCCAACGACAGGAGGAACCAGGAAGCCAUGGCGCCGCCCCGGACCUCUGCGGGCGAGCGAUCACGGACGCCUCUGCCAGGAAUGGGCAUGCCGAAGCGCAAGAAGAGAAAGUGCCAGUUCCUCUGA